This is a messenger RNA of Neurospora crassa OR74A, 4737 nucleotides long. RefSeq lists its product as hypothetical. Bases 694 to 4302 code for a protein of 1202 amino acids. NCBI's taxonomy places the organism in Eukaryota, Fungi, Ascomycota, Sordariomycetes, Sordariales, Sordariaceae. Gene Ontology annotation, molecular function: proteasome binding; cysteine-type deubiquitinase activity. The transcript is spliced from 3 exons. The record is from RefSeq and is a predicted model, not a curated record. Gene Ontology annotation, biological process: protein deubiquitination; proteasome-mediated ubiquitin-dependent protein catabolic process; regulation of proteasomal protein catabolic process.
CUCCUUUAUCCCGACAACACCUUCCCGACCUUACCUAUCCAAGAUAAUGCCGCCUGCCGUCACAAUCCGUUGGCUGAACUGACGCAGACAAGGAGUGCUUAAAGACGUAUACUUAGUUAACGACGGUCAUCAAGCGCGCCAUCUGUGUUUGGUCUCCCACGGUCUCAAGUCACGGCCAUUCUUUGCGUUGAACCACCAACCAAACUGAAAGGUACCUCCAUCAUACUGUAGGGCCCAUCACAAGGCGUCCACCCCCCGGCUCUCCGCCCUCAUCCGUACCGCGUUGACAAGCAACGAUCAAGUCCAGCACAUUGCAGUGCUCUGCCUGUGAACUCACCAUACUUACCUACCCAAUCGGACCCGGGCCGUUUCAUCACUCAUCCGCAGGACACUCUGACGUCCAUCCAUCUGUGAUUGCCUCUCUUCAUCAAGGAUAUUACUGGAAACACCGGCCACUAUCCGCGUGCUCAACACGCAAUACCAUCCAGAUAUCGGUUUGAUUCACAACUAGAUUGCAUCACCAUAGGUCAUCAUCGACCUAGCCUGCUGUCCUCUCCGGCAUCAACACCAUCACAUUACACCCCGCCAUAAGGGAAUCCCUUCGUCAACCCUCGCCGGCAGCCACUGGUUGUACACGAACGAAGCCGCGUUAUCGCAUUAAACGGUGUUAUAACGCUGUUCUAGGAGCCCAAAAUGGACUUGGCCCCUACCCCGCCACUUCCCCCCAAAGCAGGUCGUCUGGCUUCACGCUGGCUUCAAGACUUGCUGCAGGGCGUCCUGCGUGAGGGCGAUCCUGUCUUCGACUGCUAUUCUUUGCGAGACCCUUCACGCCGUGACACUUCGUCAUGCCGGCUCCAUGAACUGGUCAUUAUUGGCUCGCAAAGCCAUGGCAUCGACCACGACGGUCGAGCCCAGCUCGCGCCCCUCGUAGUAAGCUGCAUGUGCAAGCUUUGCCGUCACCACUUCGUUGUCAGAUACACCAUUCCCGAAGACGAAUGCGGCCAACUCCAUACCGCACAAGCUCACCACUAUGUUGUUGAUGCCAUGGUAGACAGGCCGACCUCCCCACUUGAGGCUUCAAAAUUAUAUCCCCGUGUCACCAGCAUCACUCACGUCUGCUCGCUCUGCAGGCAGACCGUUUCUGUCGACGUUUUGCGGCCACACUUGAAAACAGCCUGGAUCAACCGGAUCAUGGACAAGGACAGGAUAAGAAACGCUUUGGCGAUCGCCAAGAGGGAAGAGCCAGAACGCUACGGCGAUCUAACACCAGAAAAGGAGGAGAACUAUGCCAAUUCGCCUUUACAGACCCUCAACAUGUACAUCAAAAACAUUCUCGAGGACGACUGGAGCGCCCCGCAGAAGCGCAUCGCCAGCCGCAACAGGACCUUCUCAGUCCAGUUUGGCCCAGCAUGUGCCGACAUAUUCCUUUAUCUUGGCUUCACGGAAGAAGUGGAUGUCUCAACCGGAGACAAGUUCUGGGUACCCCCUCGGCUUCCUAUUUCAGCCUUUCGAACACCCCUGGGCUCACAACGUGCUUUUCUCGAGAACGUCAGAAGCGAGGUGCAAAGUUUUCUAGCCGAGAACCCUCCGAGGCCGGACCUACCCGUCGUGGGGGCAACGGUUAAUGCGAUAGAGCGGCUGGACAGGGUCCUGAUAUCGGACUGGCUUCGCAGCCACGAGACCCGAUCGGCGCGAAGCUCGGAUGAGGCCCAGCACUUUCGCAUCUUGGGAGCAUCCGAAAGGUCGGAUGAGGAGGUGCUCAAGUAUGCCUUCCUCCAACAAGUGGACGUGGAUCCGGCGAACAGAGACACCUACAAGACUGCGCUUGCCAAUCUGGCUGGCUACAGGAGUGAAGAGUUUCAGAUGUACGUCUUCAGUUUGGACGAGAGUCCUGCCGCCCCCAGCGGUCCUCAAUCUCAGGAGCCUCCUUCAGACGUAGACAAAGCGUAUAGGCACUUUAAUAUUGAGCCGAAAACGAACGCAGACGCUCGGUAUUUUAUCAACGUUUACAAAACCUACAGAGAGCAGUCACCAGGACAGCUAUCUAGUCACAGAAUUGCCCUUCUCAAAAUUGGCAAGGACAGGGAUGACUCGGAGAUACUUGACGAGGUGUUUAACGGAGUGAUGGACCACAACGAGGCAUGCUCAAUUCUGGAUUCCGAGCCUGGCUGGUCCUUGGAGAUUGCUGCUGCGGGUGCACGGGAGGCCGUUAAGAACGGCAUUGAUCGCAGACUGGUCAUCAAAGCCUGUGAAACGCUCGCGGAUGCCAUGAGGAAGGAGAACGGGGCGGACGAAAACGGCUGGGCAGAAUUCGAUAUGGUUCUCGCAGAACUCCGGGCUCCGGAUUUCCUCCUACCCAAUGCGGAACAAGGCCCCCAGUUUGAAGAUACGACCGAGUUUAUGUCACUACCCGUUGGCCUCGACAACCUCCGAAACACAUGCUAUCUCAACAGCAUCCUUCAGUAUUUCUACUCAGUCACGGCCGUGAGGAACUUUGUAUUGUCAGCGGACCAGACACCUUUGGAGCCAACCCAGGAAGCUAUGCGGGCUCUUCUAGAUGGCCUAGAUCCAUCUGAACUUGACCCUGGCCGGGCUUAUGUCGGAUCCGAAUUUUGUCGUGAACUGGGCUCCCUGUUUCGUGACAUUCAGGGCGCCGGCACCCGCUCCGUGAGGCCCAGACAGCGUCUGGCCAAUGCAGCUUUGCUCAGGCCAGACAGAAUACGCAGUGGGCCUUUAGAUGGACCUGUUGACAAUGCGUCCAAGCCGGCCACGGUCGAGGCUCCUCCAUUGCCUCCCAGAUCAGGCGCGGGCGACUUACCUAAGGUUACGGUUGACGCAGUACCAGAGCAUUCGGAGACGGACAGCAACCUGAGCUCCCAGACCUUGGUCAACCAGACUGAAGACGACCCGACAUUCAUCGUUGUCGACUGCAAUGCCGGUAAAGGUGAAAGCACAGGCGACGAUAUCACCAUGACUGAUGAACCUGCUCCGUCUACCCCUGUCGCCGAUUCCGCCAAUACUGGAAACGACAGGCCCAGAGACCUGAAACUGACGGUUGCAGAACUUGAUGAAGAGCUUGGUAAGCCCAACGUUGGUUCUGACCAGAUGGAUGUCGACGAAGUCAUGGGCAACGCAAUAGACCAUCUUCGGGCAGCUUUCAGGGUCGAAUCGCUUAGAAAUCCGAUUACGUCAGGGCCAGACCCGAUCAAGGAAGCCUUCUUCUCGACGCUGGUCGACAACCGGAAAAAGACUAGUGAAAGUACUUGGAACAGCUCCACAAGAUCUGAACGUUGGGUGAUUGCCUACCCCGGAAAGAAUGAGCGGAUAUCGUUGUACGAUGCUUUGUCCAGAUCAUUCGAUCUGGAAAGCGUGGGUGCAGAGCUUCUAACCUAUACAACCAUCAAGGACCCGGCUCCCAACUUCCACAUCUGCAUUUCGAGGUCAGAUGGCCGCAACAAAAACGCCAACCCUGUCAUCAUUCCCGAGCUCUUAUACCUCGAUCGCUUUAUGCACACGGAACAGCUCGACUCGCCGCUAUUCAAAGCCCGUCAAAGAAGCUGGAAUAUUGGAAACCGGCUCCAAGAGCUCAUGUCUUGUGACAACAAGAUGAAAGAGACUGAGUCUGCCAUGCCAAUUCCCUUCGUAGUGCAGAAUGAGAGAAGCUCAGACAGCCUUCUAGAGUCCUACAUUCACAUAAGUGAUCAGGACGUUGAGGAGCUCAGAGGACACAAUGUCACAUCAUUCUUGACGCCCGAGCUGGACGCCACUGUCGAGAAAUAUACUAGCCUGCCCAGGCCUGAGUCAUUCCAGCCAGACAUCAAACCUGAGGCGCCGAAUCUUGAUCAAGAAGAGCUUCGCGAUCUCAGUCCAAGUGAAAUCGAGACUUUCGUCACGAGCAUUGAGGCUGAAGCGGCUUGGGAAAAGGGGCAGCUGUUGGCCGAGCGUGAGAAGCUGUUUGAUGGCAUGCAUCAGUAUGUAUACCGGCUUCACGCAGUCGUCUGCCAUGCCGGAACCACGGCCGCCGCCGGUCACUACUGGGUCUGGAUUUACGACUUUGAGGAGAACGUUUGGCGCAAGUACAAUGACACCACGGUGUCUGUCCACCCGGCUGAGGAAGUAUUUGAGCAGCUGAACACCAGGGGUGAGCCAUACUACGUGGCCUACGUACGGGCAGAAAACGUCAAGGACCUCGUAAGCAUCCCACGCCGUCGGUUCGCGGGACUUCCGGUUGGCUCUGACGAACCCACGACGGUGUGGGCUGAGACGGUGGAUAAGAUGGACUUGGAUGCUCAGAAUGCUUAGACAGCUGGAUGUAAGGAAGAAGAGGAAAGGGCGAAGAACUUUCCCCCCCUUAUGGAGCAGCCCAAGCCAUUGCGUGCUCCGCAGCCGUUAGGCACCCGUUCACUUUUCUCAGUGUUAGUCGGAGAUGCUGGACUGUCGUCCAUAUUCGAAGAAGAGUACGGCAACAAACAUGGUGUCGCAAAGGCAAACAACUGUCUUAACUUCCGAUGAGGACUCUGUGAGGCUCGUUAAAGGGGCAAAUAUACGUAGGUUGAGACAGCGGAGGUGGCGGAAAAGGAUGAAGCAUAAUAAAAGAAUGCCAAGAGUAAUGAGGACUAAGGAAGAAGACAGAGGGCUUAUUUCUCCUGGUGUGUGGCCAUACGUCCUCCAUACAUGUCAGUACUGUCAUUGUACCAAGUAGUUUGUGAAUGUCAUGUCUUUGUUGUAGCGUUCUCG